Molecule: messenger RNA, 3423 nt
Organism: Malurus melanocephalus (red-backed fairy wren)
Lineage: Eukaryota; Metazoa; Chordata; Aves; Passeriformes; Maluridae
Gene: SLC17A8
Product: solute carrier family 17 member 8
Exons: 11
Coding region: 118-1770 (550 amino acids)
Biological process (GO): monoatomic anion transport; transmembrane transport; synaptic transmission, glutamatergic
Cellular component (GO): synaptic vesicle membrane; excitatory synapse
Molecular function (GO): L-glutamate transmembrane transporter activity; neurotransmitter transmembrane transporter activity
Source: RefSeq, a predicted model, not a curated record
GUUAUUGCAGAGGUCACCGAGGGGACUGGUGGAGGCUCCCAACUCUGGCAUUGGGAAAUAUGACAGCAGAAGUGAAUGCUUGUUAACAUAAGGGAUUGACUGAAGAAGAAAGAMAAAAUGCCUUUCAAAGGGCUCAGYUCACUGAAAGAAAAAUUUUUUAACCCAGGAAAGGAAGAGGUGAAGAACACCAUUAGUGACACGCUGGGGAAUCUGAGAAGGAAGAUUGAUGGCACCAACGUGGAGGAGGAUGCCAUGGAGCUGACAGCAGAGGGGCAGCCUGUGCUGGCGAGCAGCCGCCGGCCAGCAAUGUGUGAGUGCUACUGCUGUGGCCUGCCCAAGCGCUACAUCAUCGCCAUCAUGAGCGGCCUGGGCUUCUGCAUCUCCUUUGGCAUCAGGUGCAACCUGGGCGUUGCCAUUGUGGAAAUGGUCAACAAUAACACUGUCUAUAUUGAUGGGAAGCCAGAGCUGCAGWCAGCCCAAUUCAACUGGGAUCCAGAGACAGUGGGACUCAUUCAUGGCUCUUUUUUCUGGGGUUACAUUGUGACACAAAUUCCAGGAGGGUUCAUCGCAAACAAAUUGGCUGCUAACAGGGUAUUUGGGGCAGCUAUCUUUCUAACAUCUACACUGAACAUGAUCAUACCUUCUGCAGCAAGAGUGCAUUAUGGCUGUGUGAUGUUUGUUAGGAUUCUUCAAGGUCUGGUGGAGGGCGUCACCUAUCCAGCCUGCCAUGGGAUGUGGAGUAAGUGGGCUCCGCCGCUGGAGAGAAGCAGGUUGGCUACCACAUCAUUCUGUGGGUCUUACGCAGGUGCGGUGGUCGCCAUGCCCCUGGCAGGUGUGCUGGUACAGUAUAUAGGAUGGUCAUCUGUCUUUUAUAUUUAUGGAAUGUUUGGGAUUGUUUGGUACGUGUUCUGGCUGCUUCAUGCCUAUGAGAGCCCUGCURCUCAUCCAACAAUAACCAGUGAAGAAAGGAUAUAUAUAGAAACAAGUAUAGGAGAAGGAGCCAGCCUACAUAAUGCAAGUAAAUUUAGCACUCCUUGGAAGAGAUUUUUCACUUCAAUGCCAGUUUAUGCAAUCAUUGUGGCAAACUUCUGCAGAAGCUGGACCUUCUAUUUGCUCCUUAUAAGUCAGCCUGCUUACUUCGAAGAAGUCUUUGGAUUUGCAAUAAGCAAGGUUGGCCUUUUGUCAGCAGUUCCUCAYAUGGUCAUGACAAUCAUUGUGCCCAUUGGAGGGCAAUUAGCUGACUUCUUACGGAGCAGGAAGAUCUUAACYACUACCACCGUAAGGAAGGUCAUGAACUGUGGAGGAUUCAAUGUGAAUCACUUGGACAUAGCCCCACGUUAUGCCAGCAUUCUGAUGGGGAUCUCCAAUGGCGUUGGGACUCUGUCGGGAAUGGUGUGCCCACUCAUUGUCGGUGCGAUGACAAAACAUAAGACCCGUGAAGAGUGGCAGAACGUCUUUCUGAUCGCAGCCCUGGUGCAUUACAGUGGCGUGAUAUUCUACGCUAUCUUUGCUUCUGGGGAGAAGCAGGAAUGGGCUGACCCUGAAAACCUCAAUGAAGAGAAAUGUGGCAUAAUUGAUCAGGAUGAACUGGCUGAAGAAACAGAGAUGAACAAUGAAACUUUUGUAAGUCCAAAGAAAACGUAUGGUGCUACCAGUCAAAAUAUUGAAGUACAGAGAAGGGAAUGGAGGAAGCAACAGCAAGUAACAGAAGAUAUGGAGGAACAGACUUCUUAUCAUUACGAAAAUGGAAAUUUUCAGGAUUCAUCUUAAUACUUGAAACUGUAAGAUUUGUAUAGCAGCUACUCCCAUGACUUCUUCUGCCUAGCUGCCCUGAAUCAUCAGGUAUCCAUAUUCAUUUUCUUAUUCAAUUAUGUAAYAUCUGGCCACAUGGCUAGAUUUGAGGGGCGAUAGUUCCCUCCUAAUGGUGUGUAAGAGGGCUAACGACAAUGGGACCGUGAUAAGUGUUCCUAAAUCCUUUCCCAGCCAUUGUAUGACCUUAGGAGAGCUUCUGUGCCAGUUAGAUGACCUGCCCUGGCAGAGUUCCUGCUUGAUGCAAGCUGUAGAACUGACUUAGGAACAAGGAGUUCUCUCAUUGAACAGAGAAAGGACAAGUGGUAUCAGAUGGUGGAUCCACAAUGAUCUGUGUAAUCCCUGGGUUUCCAGUGGUGUGAUAGUCUGCACUGAGUGCCCAUGCUUUGCCUUUCUAGGAUUCCUGUAGGGUGGCAUUUGAACUGCUUAAUCCAUGUCAAACCAAAAGCUCAUGUUAAAAGAUCAGAGMACAGGGAAAAGCAAUUUGUGACAAUAGGCUGUAAUUAAUUACUAAUGGUCACUCAUCAAGGGGAAGUGGAACAAGUAGCAGAGGUGGCACAGGAUUGCUUCAACAGUUCCUACAAAUUGAUUGACAGAUAUCUUUAUAUGCACAGCCUACAGAGUAUGGAUAAGACAAUAAAAUGGAUACUUGUAACAUUUCUCCCCCUUGAAAGAUUUUGUGCUGGCAUGAAAUAAUUUUGAAURCAAAAUCAUCGUUAGUGAUGCAAUAUUAUUAAUCCUUAAGACAGGAAAUCYUAGCCUGUUUGAUUAGCAUUCUCACUCAAUUCAUUAUUGUGAAGUAAUUUAAAUAUAUUUUUCUAGUAUUAUACUGWUAGAGUUCCUGGUCUCAAUAUUAACAGUCCUCAUUUAGGUGAAUGAGCUUACAGGAGUAAAAUUCUGGAUCUGGAACUUUUCACUGCCUCAAUCUUGGUCUCGCUAUGAAUGAAGCACUGUACCAUUUGACAGUUAACAGGCUACUUAUGUAUAAAAGUAAUUAAUUUUUGCCAUUGGUAUAUGUUUGACAGUACAAAGUGGCUUUAGCCUUUUUCUACCAUUUUUCGAAUCAGCCAGUGGAGCAUGCUGUAUCAUCUCAAACAGGUAACUUCAACUCAGAGACUCAUUGUGGCACUACUUCUUUCAGAAUGGAUAACUUCAGUAAACUGUGAUUUAAUUUGUCACCCAUUAUGACUACUGYCCCAUUAAAUUCAAGUGUAAGCUAUCUUGUCUAGCCUAUGCUGUGCUUUGUAAUGUUUCAGUAUCAUUGUUCUCAUGUACCAUAUGCAGCCACUGUGAUGCACAGAAGAUUCAAACAUUUCUCAGAUGCGUUUUGUUAUUUUAUUGAAGUGCAAUUGAAUAGUAUGAGUGAAAUUGCAUUUAUACAUUCCUUUGAAUACAUGGAUGAUUUAUCUUCCCUACAAACAGGGAUAUUGGGAAGUGASCUAAUUCUCUGUUCACAUCUCUUGUUUCUCUUUUACUGAGCAAAAUCCAAAUGCAUCAAAAUCCAAAGUGUAUGAAUAAGAAGGAAAGUAAUUUGAAUGGAUACAUGACUCAUUUGACUACAGUGAAGACUUUUUAAUGGGUAAAAGCAGAUAAUUUAAUGAAAGAGGUAGUACA